Messenger RNA from Rhinichthys klamathensis goyatoka, 1183 nucleotides. RefSeq names its product Rho family GTPase 1a (gene rnd1a). The record is from RefSeq and is a predicted model, not a curated record. Gene Ontology annotation, molecular function: GTP binding; GTPase activity. Gene Ontology annotation, biological process: small GTPase-mediated signal transduction. Lineage: Eukaryota; Metazoa; Chordata; Actinopteri; Cypriniformes; Leuciscidae. Bases 187 to 885 code for a protein of 232 amino acids. The transcript has 5 exons.
GGGCAGUGGAACUCGGGCGCGAGCAGGAGAGCGCGCCGCUGAUUGGAUAACAGAGCUGUAUAAAUUGCCGCAGUGCCGUAUUUCUCUCUUUCGUGGUGAUUUAGUCCAAACCCCAAUGCGGUCUGAACAAACUGCCCAGGGCCGUCAUACGAGAGAGCCAUCGCGCACAGCACCGUCUUAUUUACAAUGAAGGAGAGAAGAAUCAGUCAGCCUUUGGUAAUGCGUUGUAAACUGGUUUUAGUAGGAGACGUGCAGUGCGGGAAAACUGCAAUGUUGCAAGUCUUGGCCAAAGACUGUUAUCCUGAGACUUACGUCCCAACAGUGUUUGAGAACUACACAGCUGGACUGGAUUUAGAGGAGCAGCGCGUGGAGCUCAGUUUAUGGGACACGUCAGGUUCACCAUAUUAUGAUAAUGUCAGGCCUCUCUGCUACAGUGAUGCAGAUGCGGUUCUGCUCUGCUUCGAUAUAAGUCGCCCUGACACCGUCGAAAGCUCUCUGAAAAAGUGGAAAGCCGAAAUCAUGGAUUUCUGCCCCAGUACUCGAAUAAUCCUAGUUGGCUGCAAGACAGACCUGCGAACAGAUGUUUGCACACUGAUGGAGCUGUCCAAUCAGAGACUGACACCCAUCUCCCAUGAGCAGGGCACCCUGUUGGCGAAGCAGGUAGGAGCGGAGGUGUACCUGGAGUGCUCUGCGUUCACAUCAGAGAAGAGCAUCCACAGCGUGUUCCGCUCAGCGGCGCUCACGUGCCUCAACAAACCACAGCCCCCCAUAAAGCAAAGUCCCACCCGCCGGCUCUCCAAACGCCUCCUUCACCUGCCCAGCAAGGCAGAGCUCCUGACCUCCUCCUUCAGCAAGGAGAGAACCAAGAGCUGUUCCAUCAUGUGAGCCCCACGCGCAACGCCCCAGCUCCAGAAAAAGAAACGCAUUUUUGCUCUUCGUGAGGGUUGGUAGGAGGGGUUUGAGAGAAAGGGAGGUCAUGACCUUUCAUGACCCCUCCCUCUCUCUCUCUACACUUAUGUUGUUCUUCUUCCAUUCUGACACCCCACCUGCAAACACACUCAUCCCUACGACAAAGAGCUGCUGCCAUCGUUCAAGGUUUUUGCCUGUUACACAUCCUAAUGCUAAAGUAUCGAUUGAUUUCCCUUUACAUGAACUGCAUUUUGUAUUAAUGAUCAAUCAAUCA